Messenger RNA from Myxocyprinus asiaticus (Chinese sucker), 796 nucleotides. RefSeq names its product integrator complex subunit 10-like. The transcript is spliced from 8 exons. Lineage: Eukaryota; Metazoa; Chordata; Actinopteri; Cypriniformes; Catostomidae. Gene Ontology annotation, cellular component: integrator complex. Gene Ontology annotation, biological process: snRNA processing. The record is from RefSeq and is a predicted model, not a curated record. Bases 1 to 660 code for a protein of 219 amino acids.
AUGGCGGCAGUGUUCUAUCCAGCCACCUGGAUUACUGGUCAGUACAGGAAGGCUCCGUCCAGCCUGGCUCUGAUGUCAUCUUUACAGCUCCAGCAGAACCAGAACAUUCUCUCAGCCACUGCAAACCUGGAGAUCCACAGAGCCGUUAUACAGCAGGCGUCCUGUCACUACGCACUAGGAGAGUACAGGAUGGCAUGUGAGAAACUUCUAGAGGUGGUCAGCGGUCUGAUGCCACAGAAUCAGGAAAUGAUGAAGAGCAGCGAGGAGCACCGCAAACCUCUGAACAAACCGGGAAAGGUGCGUAACGACCUGAGACUCAUCCCGUGCACCAGUAAAUCAGUUCUACCGUUCUGUCUUCAGCUGAUGCUGGCGUGCUUUAAGCUGAGGGCUUUCACAGAUAACAGAGAUGACCUUGCUCUUGGUCAUGUGAUCGUGCUCCUGCAACAUGAUUGGCCGCAGGCUGAGAAUCUCUUCCUGAAAGCAGUGGAUAUGAUCUGUCAACAGGGCAACUUCCAAUAUGAGAACUUUUUCAACUAUGUCAUCAAUAUUGACAUGUUAGAGGAGUUUGUUUACCUCUGCACAACAGAAGGAGGGCGUGUCCAGCUAGAGCUGCUGCCCAAUCAGGGGAUGCUCAUCAAGCAUGGAUCUGGCAUUAUCUGACAAACAAAUUCAUGUGAUGCGUUGAGUUUGUGGGGCACAACAGAGUGUUCCCUGCUUGGAAAAGGACACAAACUGUGGCUUCAACCUCUCAACCGGACUAAUCUGCAGUUUGGGACCUUCCCCAAUGGGUUCCUGU